GUAGUGAAGAGAAAAAAAAAUAAUAAAAACAAAAAUUUAAAUAAAUUUCAAAAAAAAAAAAUUGAAGUAGAAUUUGAAAUAAACAAAGAAAAAAGAUGCCUUUGAAAAAGAAAGACGAUUACAUACCCAUCAAGUGUGAGGGUUGGAAUGGCAAGUUCGUGUAUGGCCCUGGCACCACAAACAAUGUCUCCAAAAUUCGUCGCCACAAUCAAAAUGUAACGGAUACCCAAAAUUUCUAUGGCUAUUGCAACGAACCAAUUAUCUUGCCCACCGCCUGGGAUGGCACCUUCAAGAAAAGUGAUGAGGUGCGCAUUCAACAGGAACGUAAUCGUUCGGAUGAUUCCAAAUAUUUCCAAUACAAUACCGAACCCACAAUCUUGCCCACAUCGUGGAACGGGGAAUUUGUCCAGGAUCCCAACGAUGUGCGCAUCAAACCCGAACGCAACUUCUCCGAUGUACGUGAUUAUGCCGAGGCCAAUCGUUUUCGUGUUGUCAACUAAGUGAAAAAAUUUUGAAAAUUAUCUCUUAAAAAUGUAAAGGAGUUUAUCCUAAUGGAGUGAAAGGACUUGAAUGGAAUGUACGAAUGGUCGUACUAAGCACCAGCUGUUUUUUUUUUCUUCUUUUUCUUCUACAUCUCCCACUUAACUUUGGUUAACCUAACUCGUUUGUUAUGGUUUUUGUUAACUUUUCUACUUCGUAGACAGAUAGAUCAUCUCUAGUUUUAACAAUCAUGACGUAGUUUUAAGUGUCACUUUUAUUUUGUUUAUUUAUGAAACCAUUAAAAAAUAUAUCUACACACCACACACAGACACACAAUGAUUACGUAAUAAAAACACAAAAAUGUUAAAUAAAAAAAAAUCAAAACAA
Molecule: messenger RNA, 867 nt
Organism: Musca domestica (house fly)
Lineage: Eukaryota; Metazoa; Arthropoda; Insecta; Diptera; Muscidae
Exons: 1
Coding region: 96-500 (134 amino acids)
Source: RefSeq, a predicted model, not a curated record